Molecule: messenger RNA, 2549 nt
Organism: Bradysia coprophila
Lineage: Eukaryota; Metazoa; Arthropoda; Insecta; Diptera; Sciaridae
Product: angiotensin-converting enzyme-like
Biological process (GO): proteolysis
Cellular component (GO): plasma membrane
Molecular function (GO): peptidyl-dipeptidase activity; metallopeptidase activity
Source: RefSeq, a predicted model, not a curated record
UUCGUUACACUGGCUGCACACACAGCACACAUUAUGAAUUUGCUCAUCCCAUCAGUUUAUAACUAACGUUCGUUUUCUUUUAGUUUAUUUUUUAGCGUCUAUAUGGUCGGUUCGAUAAACAAUUGAAUACGUUGUCGUCGCGGAAAAAAUUUGAUUUCUUUGAGCGAAAAUGCUAAUUGAAAAUUGUGAAAAGUAUAUCGCUUGUUAAUUGUGGCAAUAGAUUUUCCUUAAUAACAAAAUGUUCACAACGAACCGACGUUUUCUAAGUUCGCUUAUGAUUAUCUUAACAUGCAAUGGAUAUAUAGCACAACAGCCACCCCUACGAAACAUCAACGAUGUCGACGAUUUCAUUCGAGACUACAAUAGAGAAGCGGCAGAGAUGUGUAACCGGGUGGCAACAAUUGAAUGGAAAUACGAAACUAACAGCAGUGACUACAAUCGCCGUAGAAUGAACGAACAGCAAUCAAUUGCUGCAAAGUUUGAAUGUUUAAGCUGGAAACGUGCCGCAUCGUUUGAUAUGUAUAGACUGUUUGACACAAGUACCAAAAAGCAACUCGAAAAGAUUUUGCGUCAUGGGAAAUGUGGAUUAGAUGAGGACAAAUAUCAGGAAAUCACUCAUGUGAUUACAGUGAUGAAAGAUGCGUACAAAAGUGCAAAGAUAUGUCCAUAUCGACCUAACUCCAAUAUGUUUGCUUCACAAAGUCAAGGUCAAAGUCGAGAUAACUCCCAAGUGUUUGGUCCACAAGGCCAAUCUAACGCCCAUGUGUUUGUUCCACAAAGUCAAGGGCAAAUUAAUCCCCGUGUAUUUCUACCACAAGGUCAAGGUCCUACCACCUCCCAUGUAUAUGGUCCAGGUCCACAAGGUCAGGGUCAAAUUACUUCCCAUGCGUUUGGUCCACCAAUUCAAGGUCAAAUUAACCCACAUGCAUUUGCGCCACCACAAUAUAAUGAACAGCACACAGACCCGCAAUUUGUUUCGCCUUACACUCCGCCGUACAUGAGCUAUUGCGAUUUAAGACUCGAUCCGGAAUUGAUAAAAAUUAUGGAAGUUAGUCGUAAUCAAGACGAACUGUUGUAUAUUUGGGCUGCAUAUCAUGAAAAAGUUGGUUCGCCAUUAAAAAACAGUUUUAUGAGGUACGUCGACUUAGCCAACCAGGCAGCCAGAAUACACGGAUUUCGUGAUGCUGGCGAGCAAAUGCGCUCCGUCUAUGAAGAUAAUGAUUUAUACUUUACCGUGCAAGAUCUGUGGGCACGAGUUCAACCACUCUACAAGAAGCUAUUCACGUUUGUUAGAAAGGGACUCGUACGCAAAUAUGGCGAGACAGUUAUUCGACGAGACGGUCCCAUUCCAGCACAUUUACUGGGAAACAUGUGGGGUCAAAAUUGGAAAAAUAUUCUAGAUAUUAUCAGACCAGAAUUCCCUGAAACACCUGACGUUACCGGUGAAAUGGUUCGACAAGGCUAUAAUCCGUUGAAAAUAUUUCAAAGUGCCGAAGAGUUUUUUACAUCAAUGGGCUUACCGCCAAUGUCUCCUGAAUUUUGGAGAAAUUCAAUGUUGAGUAAUAAUGACAAUGGAUACAUUCACUGUAAAGCAUCGGCUUGGGACUUUUGCAACAAUAUCGAUUUUCGGAUAAAGCAAUGCACCCAAAUAACUGUAGAAGAUUUCGUCAAUGCUCAUCACGAAAUGACUCACAUCCAAUAUUACAUGCAGUAUUCCGGUCAGCCGUUCGUGUAUCGCGAUGGGCCAAAUCCAGCUUUUCACGAUGCUAUGGCUCACACAAUUGGACUAUCUGUUGGAGGGCCGGUACAUUUACAACGACUGGGACUCUUAAGUUCACCUAUUCCAACUUCAACGGGCAAUUCACUCCUAAACAUUGAAUAUCUGCUGGACUUAGCACUAGAUAAGCUACCUUUCAUGGCAUUUAGCGUAGCGUUGGAGAAAUGGAGGUGGUUGGUCUUCGAGAAAGGGCCAAUUGGUUUGAAUGCAAGAUGGUGGGAUCUGAGAUUACGAUAUCAAGGUAUCGUUCCACCGACACAACGCACUCAUGAACACUUCGAUGCCGCAUCAAAGUAUCACAUAAUCAGCGAUCAAGACUACAUCAAAUAUUUCAUUGCCACCAUUCUCCAGUUUCAAAUAUUUGCCGAAUUGUGUCAAGCAUCCGGUCACGUUGGACAGCUACAUACCUGCGACAUUUACAGAUCGCGAGAGGCUGGUCGAUUAAUCAGUGAACUGAUGCAACAAGGCGCUUCAUUGAGUUCGUCUCAAUUAAUAAGAAUGUUAACGAGAGGAAAAACAUCCAGAUUGUCAGCGGAACCUCUACUUGAUUAUUUUCGCCCAUUGGAAGUGUGGCUCGAACAACAAAUUAUAUACGAACCUGUGGUUGGCUGGAAUUCUAAUUUAGCUGACAUAGCCUUAUUUCAAUACAGUGCGUCGGCCGGCACAUCGUUCACAAUUUCUAUUGGACUCAUCUUUUGUACAGUGCUUCUACCUCAUUUCUUUUAAAACUAUUUACUCAAAAAUGAAAGAGAAAUCAUUUUGAUUAUUGAAA